CACAACCAAUCUUACAAGGCACACAAGAACGGCAUCAAAAAGCCAAAGAGGCACCGUCACACUUCCACCAAAGGGAUGGAUCCUAAGUUUCUCAGGAACCAGAGGUAUGCAAGGAAGCACAACAACAAAAAUGGGGAAAUCGCCACCGAAGAAGAGUAAACUGUCUUUUUGAAUCCAGCUCUUAAUGUUUUACUUUAAAUCUGUCUCGUCUUGUGUAGUAGUAUUUUCCGAGCUUUAUUUUUAAUGCAGUGAAAAUGCAGUACUCUAUAAGCUUUUUUGCUGGUUUUUGUUGAACACUAUUUGAAUUUUUAUCAUAUGAAUAUUUAGUUGAUUGUGUUCUAGCACAUUUUUUCAGUUA
This is a messenger RNA of Cicer arietinum (chickpea), 358 nucleotides long. RefSeq names its product large ribosomal subunit protein eL29z-like. Gene Ontology annotation, cellular component: ribosome; cytosolic large ribosomal subunit. Gene Ontology annotation, biological process: cytoplasmic translation. NCBI's taxonomy places the organism in Eukaryota, Viridiplantae, Streptophyta, Magnoliopsida, Fabales, Fabaceae. Gene Ontology annotation, molecular function: structural constituent of ribosome. The record is from RefSeq and is a predicted model, not a curated record.